AAGAACAGCAGUUCCUCAACAGUGACCAAUCAAUUUGAUACUUUUCCGAAAAUAAUAAAACAUGUAGAAAAUGAUUGGCUACUACGUCAUUUUCUGCCACAUUGUCGUGUCUAUACGCAUACGCAAGAGCCAUAAUUCUAUUCCAACCUAACGUAAUCUAACCAAACCUAUCGUCUAUGCGCUUUUAGAAAGAUUUCGUUGCUCGAAUGUAUUUAUGUCAUCACGAAACAUUUCGAAUUAACGAAUUAAGUUCCCUCAUAUUGUAAUUCCCUCAUUUGUAAAUAAUUGCAACAAAAUUAUUUGUAUUAUAUUACGUUGUAAGAAUAAUUAUAUCUAUGGAGACUGUGCCGAAAGAUUUGCGUGGAUUAAGAGCAUGUUUGGUAUGCUCCUUGGUUAAGACCUUUGAUCAAUUUGAGUUUGAUGGAUGUGACAACUGUGAUGAGUUUCUUCGUAUGAAGAAUAAUAAGGAUAAUGUUUUCGAUUGUACAAGUUCCAACUUUGAUGGAAUGAUUGCUGCAAUGAGUCCAGAAGAUAGUUGGGUGUGUAAAUGGCAAAGGAUAAAUCGUUUCUGCAAGGGUGUUUAUGCUAUAUCAGUGUCAGGACGGUUACCAGCUGGUGUCAUUAGAGAAAUGAAAAGCAGAGGAAUAGUUUAUAGGCCACGCGAUACAAGUCAACGUUAAUUGUAAUCAAGAAUUAUAAAAAUUUUUUAUACUAUGUAAAUAAAAUAAAAUUUUUUGUUAAUUUAUAAUAUUGCACUAAAAUUACAUCAUUGUUUGAAAUGCAACCACAUUAUUCAUUAUAUUGAAAUAAAUAUAUAAAUAUAUUUGCAUACUUAAAUAUAAA
Molecule: messenger RNA, 843 nt
Organism: Cataglyphis hispanica
Lineage: Eukaryota; Metazoa; Arthropoda; Insecta; Hymenoptera; Formicidae
Gene: spt4
Product: transcription elongation factor SPT4
Exons: 4
Coding region: 336-680 (114 amino acids)
Biological process (GO): positive regulation of DNA-templated transcription, elongation; chromatin organization; mRNA processing
Cellular component (GO): nucleus; DSIF complex
Molecular function (GO): zinc ion binding; RNA polymerase II complex binding
Source: RefSeq, a predicted model, not a curated record